Aspergillus vadensis CBS 113365 is the source of this 2358-nucleotide messenger RNA. RefSeq lists its product as uncharacterized. Lineage: Eukaryota; Fungi; Ascomycota; Eurotiomycetes; Eurotiales; Aspergillaceae. Bases 1 to 2358 code for a protein of 785 amino acids. The record is from RefSeq and is a predicted model, not a curated record. The transcript has 2 exons.
AUGUCCCAGCAGGAUCUGGACCGUCCCUCUGCCAGAGCACCCCAUAACGAGUCCCCCGAACCAUACUCGGUCCACACCCGCUCCAGGUCAACUGCACAUGCGCAUAGUCCUAAACGGCUGUCCGUGUUCAGUGGCCGCUCUCGCAGUAACACCACCAACUCCACCACCUCUUCCCGCCGUUCCCCCGCGUCUUCCAUGACUUCCGUGGAUGCAGCUUCGCUGCCGUCGCAUGAUGACCGGGCAACCUCGGCGGCUGGUGUCCGCCAUGAACGGCCCGAGAGCGUGACCAAGUCGCUUCUUUCGCGGGGAAGCCGGAUCCUCCGUCGUCAGGGAAGUAAGUUCCACAUUGUCUCCACGCUGGACGAGGAGGAUGAAAUGGAGCGUGAAAAGCCUCGCUUUGAAGUCUCGGAGAUCUUCAGCCGGAACAAGUCACGCCAUAGUGAUGCGCAUGACCAGCUGAAGAAUCUCAUCUCGGAUCCUUUUGACUUCCACCAUCUGACUCAUACGAGCCCGUCCCAAUUUCAAUCGCUGGAGAAAGCCCGGGAGACUGACUUAGUCACCGAGUUCUCGGCCAUUCGUGCCUCUCAGAGACCUGUUACCAACCUGAAAGGAAUUCGUGCUGAAGACCUGCACUUCCGUGACUUCUCCACGGAGGAUCUUACUCAGUGUGGGACGGCCAUUGGCUGUGACGACGUUGUUCCCCCUCCGCCAACAAGUCCACCAGCAUCUCCAGGUGGUUCCUCGUCGGUCAGUCCCAAGCAGCGCGACCUCAGAGGACGAAGAGAAUCGCGCGUUAUUGAGAACUUCUCGCGGCCUGUCCCAAGGUUUCCUAGAGUUGGGUCAACCAGCCCGCCGCCGAGAGCCUCGUCCCCGAGGCUGGCAUCCUCCCCUGAAUUACCUGAGCCAGCUCCUCGCGCCAUUGACGAGAUCCUCGGUCUGUCAACCCAACCGACAUACCCGGAGCAUGUAUACUCGCAUACCGAGGAUGUAGAACAGGGUGCUGCUUGGCCUCAGAUCCCUAUGGAAGACAUGUUCCAGCCUCCUUCGGGCCAUUCCUUCCCGACCAGCGUCAACAACGAAGUGAUGAAUGCCCGCACCUCGUCAAUGUCCUUACCCACUCUGUCGUCAGACUUGGAAGACGUGCCAGAAGAAGAGGAGCCGGCCCCCUGGCAUGAAGGAGCCGGCCUCCAAACUGACGAGGUCUCACCUCGCGCGCCUGUUAUGUCAAGGUCUCCACCUCUGUCUGCGGCGCAAUCUCCAUCCAACCCUUCCCUGGCUGGCCCUAGGUCCGAUUUGUCCAUUUUUGUCGCCGAAGACUUGUCAAGAAAGUUCGCUGAGGCACUGGGUUCCCCCACCCUUCCACAGGAUCGUAUUGCACCACUGCAAGAGUCCAUGGCUCAAGAGCCAGUCCGAAGGCGAUCCUCAGUCAACUUGAAAGCCAUCCAAGAAACUAUCUAUGAGUCUUGGGACGCAGACAUUGACUACUGCUAUGAACAUGCUGCCGAGUCGAAUUGCAACUUUGACUGGACUCGCAGUUCACUUGACGAGGCUCGACAAGACGAUGCGGAAGACGGAAUUACUGGCGUGGAUGGGGACAAAGCGAUGUUUGAGCCAAUGCGGCUGAGCGCGUCCGCUGCGGACCUGGAUCAUGUCCCAAGCGCACAUGUAGUGGUUACGUCCACCCUAGAUGAUAACACUGGCAUUGCUGUGACGCAGCGAGAUAGUGAUUAUUUUCAGCCUGUGAGGUUUGCCCCCACCUUGGGGAAACAGAUUAACCCCGAUUCGCUGUACGAUGAGUAUUUGACGGCGGACACGGAGUCAGACCGACACUUCGCCUUCUACUCGCAGCCAGGUGUGAUCCAGCCUAUGGACCAGUCCGUGUCUCCCCGGAGCAGCUUUUCUCCCAUUAGCAAGUGUAACUCCCAGGAAAGUUUGAUCCUGUCCCGCGCCGCGUCGGUCGCCCGCAAACAUCGUUCCUCCGUCUCGACCGCCAGUGUUCCUGAUCUGGUGCACAGUUUGGCAAGCAGCCGUGAGUUCCACCCAUCUGAGCAGAGGCUCUCAGAUGAACUCUCAGGAAUGGGGCGCCCCGAAUCUUCCCAUCACCGGCAGACCAAGAGCCUGGCCCGCGAAGUUGAAGCCCAGCUUCUUUUCCGAGCCGAUGGCGACGCAAGCCCCGAGCCUUCAGGCUAUGCGUCCACCGUGGGUCCUUCCAUCCACGACAGAGCCAAGUCCACCACUGAAGUGGAGGCAGGCCCUUUGAUUGCCAGAGCCAUCAAGAAUGAUGCUGCAUCUAAGGCCGCCCCUCGGCGCAAGGGCCGAGCAUCCUAUUCCCUCUUCCCUACUCCUGCAGCAAAUUGA